CAUUUCCAAGCAAAAUACAUUUUAGAGCAUUCUUAUCCUCUCAAUUUGAAAUGUCUAUUACCAACACUUCUCUCACUAUGACCAACUGGUUUUCUGGAAUGACAAAAACAGUAACAAGGUGUAAGCAACUUUUCUCUCUGUUUGCCGUUAUUGGCGGUUCUGUAGCUGAGCUAUUCAUGAAAGCUAUGGAUAGAGUUCUUUUUGCUGCAUUCACUUGCAUUCUGGCACUAGGAGGGUCAAUAGUAGGAUCAAUUGCAGGAGGCAUCAAAGGGCAGACCACAGAAGCUGGUUUUCUUGAUGGAGCUGGCAAAGGAGCAAUAACAGGAGCCAUUGCAUCCUUGGAAUUGAUCAAUUUUGCUUCUCUUGAUGAGCCAUUGUCCAAGGUUGCCCUGUUGAGAAGUUUACUAAAUGGGAAAGUCUUUAUGGAAUGGAUAUGUCCAGCUGUUGCACAACUCUACCAGUUGCAUGCAACUAUUAGCACGCUGGAAACAAUUUUCGAAGAAGUAUCAGAUAUUUAUGAUAUCAGGGGACUCAGAGGGAUACCCCAGAAUGUAAUUAUGAAGCUUCCUUUUCAGCCAUUCAACUCUAACAAAAUGUUGAAAUCAUACAAUACGUCUUGCUGCUCAAUUUGCUACCAGGAUUUUGAGGAUGGAGAAUUGGUGAGGAUACUUCCAAAAUGUAGCCACCAUUUUCAUUUAGAAUGCAUAGACAAGUGGCUUGUCCAACAAGGAUCAUGCCCAAUGUGCAGAACUUAUGUUCCAGACCACAUUCGUAAUUAAUGGUUUUUUUUUUGUUGUAAAGUAGGUUGAGCAUGUUGAUGACAAAAGAGAAAGUAGGUUGAGCUUCUGUCAUGUAUUAAAUUUGUAUAUAAUCUAUUCGAGUUAGUGUCAAAUUAGCGCA
Messenger RNA from Cajanus cajan (pigeon pea), 900 nucleotides. Its product is annotated as NEP1-interacting protein 1. The record is from RefSeq and is a predicted model, not a curated record. Lineage: Eukaryota; Viridiplantae; Streptophyta; Magnoliopsida; Fabales; Fabaceae.